This is a messenger RNA of Dichomitus squalens LYAD-421 SS1, 2999 nucleotides long. RefSeq names its product 26S proteasome regulatory complex non-ATPase subcomplex Rpn1 subunit. The transcript has 9 exons. The annotation marks the transcript as partial. Gene Ontology annotation, molecular function: enzyme regulator activity. Gene Ontology annotation, biological process: regulation of protein catabolic process; proteasome-mediated ubiquitin-dependent protein catabolic process. Lineage: Eukaryota; Fungi; Basidiomycota; Agaricomycetes; Polyporales; Polyporaceae. The record is from RefSeq and is a predicted model, not a curated record. Gene Ontology annotation, cellular component: proteasome regulatory particle, base subcomplex; nucleus; proteasome complex.
CAUGCCUGAAGCCACCAAACUGCCCAUUCCUGUCCCUUCUAACGACCCUAAGAAGAAACAGCCCGAGGAGAGGCCCGAAGAGGAUGAUAAGGGCGCUGCAUCCAAGAAGAAGGACGAGGACAAGGAUGGAGAGGAUCUGUCUGAGGAAGAUCUUCAACUUAAGAAUGAGCUGGAGAUGCUCAUCGAACGGCUGCGGGAACCGGAUACGAAACUCUACCGGCCUGCUCUAGAGACCCUCAGGACACUAAUCAGGACAUCAACGUCCUCUAUGACCUCCGUCCCUAAGCCGUUGAAGUUCUUGCACCCUCAUUACCCCAGUCUGCAGGCUCUAUACGAGACAUGGCCUGCGUCAGACGACAAGAGUCUCUUUGCAGACAUUCUCUCCGUCCUUGCUAUGACGUACUCCGACACACAACCUCGAGGGACACUCCGCUACCGCCUACUUUCGGCCGCCCUUAGCCCAUCAUCACCCCUCUCAGAACCUGGUUCCUGGGGUCACGAGUACGUUCGCCACCUUGCCGCUGAACUCGGCGAGGAGUACAACUCGCGUGAGUUGGACGAGGCUGGCGUGGAGAAGGAGUCGGAGGAGAGCAAGGUCCCUGGUACGGUGGACGACCUCCGCAAUCUCGCUAUUCAAUGCGCCACCUUCCUGCUGCACCACAACGCCGAGCCCGACGCUGUGGAUCUUCUCGAGGAGAUGGAAAUUGUCGACAAGAUCGUGGAUCUCGUGGACGAGAACACGUACGAGCGCGUGUGCCAGUACAUGAUUCGUUGUGUCAAUCUCCUCCCACCACCCGAUGAUGUCUCUUUCCUCCGUACCGCACACGGCAUCUAUGCGAAGCACCACAAGUUCCCGCAGGCCUUGGCCUUGUCAGUACGUCUCGGUGACCAGGAUCUCAUCCGCAAGGACUUCAACGCACCCGCCAACUCUAGUAUGAAGAAGCAGCUUGCGUUCCUUCUUGCGCGAGCGCAAGUGCCGAAGGAGUGGCUGGAGGCGCCUGCAGAAGAUGGUAUGGAUGAUGGCGAGUCGGAACUCCCGGAAGAUCUUGUAGAGUGUUUGAGCAACACUCGUCUAAGUACGCAAUUCAAGGAGUUCGGCAAGGAGCUCAGCGUCCUAGAGCCGAAGAGUUUGGAGGAUGUGUACAAGUCACACCUGGAGAAUACCCGGACAGCAACUGCGGCCAACGUCGACUCUGCGAAGGCCAAUCUUGCCGGCACCUUUGUCAACGCAUUCGUCAACGCAGGCUUCGGUAACGACAAGCUCAUGGCGAAGGCUGAGGAGGGCAACAGCUGGGUGUACAAGAACAAGGACCACGGCAUGCUCAGCGCUGCCGCCUCGCUCGGUCUCUCCCUCCUAUGGGACACGGACGAAGGUCUAUCCCAGAUCGACAAGUACACAUACUCGUCGGAGGAGCACAUCAAGGCCGGUGCGCUCCUCGCGUUUGGCAUCCUCAACUCGGGCGUCCGCACCGAGGCGGACGCGGCCCUUGCUCUGCUCGGCGAGUACGUCGAGAACAAGUCCGUCUCGCUGAAGACGUCGUCAAUCAUCGGCUUGGGGCUAGCGUACGCCGGCGCGCAGCGCGCGGACAUAAUGGAGCUGAUCUUGCCAUAUGUCGCGGACGACAGCGUGUCGAUGGAAAUCGCUUCGCUAGCGUCGCUCUCGCUCGGCUUCAUCUUUGUCGGUAGCGGCAAUGGCGAGAUCGCGAGCACGAUUUUGCAGACACUAAUGGAGCGCGAGGACAAGUUCCUCGACGAAAAGUGGGCGCGGUACAUGGUCCUCGGUCUCGCGCUGCUCUACCUUGGCUUGCAGGAUGGCGCGGACGCGACGAUCGCGACGCUCAAGGCGAUCGAGCACCAGAUCUCGCAGACUGCCGUCGUCCUUGUCGACAUGUGUUCGUACGCGGGCACGGGUAACGUCUUGAAGGUGCAAGAGUUGCUGCACUACUGCGACGAGCACAUCGACAAGACCCCGAAGGAGAAGAAGGACGACAAGGACACGACGCCGGAAGAGCCGCCGAAGGACGACACAUUCCAAGCGUUUGCUGUCAUUGGUAUCGCCCUUGUCGCGAUGGGUGAGGAGAUUGGUUCGGAGAUGUCUCUACGACAACUUAAUCACCUCAUGCACUACGGCGAGCCCAUCGUCCGGAAAGCCGUCCCUCUCGCCCUCGGCCUCGUCAGCGCAUCAAAUCCCCAACUGCCCAUCAUGGACACGCUGUCGAAGUACUCGCACGAUAACGACCUGCAGGUCGCGCUCAACGCGAUCUUCGCGAUGGGCCUCAUCGGCGCAGGCACAAACAACGCGCGCCUCGCGCAGAUGCUCCGGCAGCUGGCGGGCUACUAUUACAAGGAGCCCGACUGCCUGUUCAUGGUCCGCAUCGCCCAGGGCCUCGUGCACAUGGGCAAGGGGACGAUCACAAUCAACCCCUUCUUCUCGGACAGGUCCAUCAUGAGCAGGACGGCGGUCGCGGGCCUGUUGGCGACCCUCACGGCGUUCACGGAUGCUAAGGGCUUCAUCCUCGACCGUUACCACUGGAUGCUCUACUUCCUUGUCCCUGCGAUGUACCCGCGGUUCCUGAUGACACUCGACGAAGAGCUGAACAACAUCCCGGUGACGGUUCGCGUCGGUCAGGCCGUCGAUGUCGUCGGUCAGGCAGGCAAGCCAAGAACGAUCUCGGGCUUCCAGACACACUCAACGCCGGUGCGAUUGGGCACCACGGAGCGCGCGGAGCUUGCAACAGAAGAGUACAUUCCCUUCGCACACGUACUGGAAGGGUUCGUCAUCCUGCAGAAGAAUCCGGGAUGGGAGAAGGAGGACAAAAUGGACAUCUGAGCGGGCCGUUGAACGCGGGGGUAUGAUGAUGAUCACUCUUGUGCAUGGCGACACUAGUAUUGUAGAACUUUGCUUUCGUUGUAUCUGUAAUGUUAUUUCCCUUCGCUUUAGUUGGGCCUGACGCAUGCAUCGUCAGUUAUGGGCACUAUAAUGAUCGCGACAAGAUUUC